AUGAACUGCUUCCUUGCAAUUCUAUUAUUCACCGGUGGAACAUCAAACGAGAAUGAUCGUUUGGUAGUGAUGGAUCUUGCUCGCCCAAAGAAUCCUCAUCACACAUUCAUCACAAACAAAGAGCGCUGGUUCCCUAGUGUUGCUGGCAUAGAUGACUUGUAUGUGAGUCCGAGCCCAAUCAAAAAAGUUGGCACACACAUGACAAUAUAUUGCUCAAACCUUCGCCCCUCAGAUUAUCUAUUUGAAUUUAUUACUAGAGGAACAACGAGAAUAUAUCAAUGGGCAGAAUUCGGCUUUCAACAAAGUAUGGAGGCAGAGUCGAAAUGUUUAAAAAUUAUCGAAGAUGAAUUCAGACGAAAAUCAAAAAAAAAGCUGUCUGCUUCAGGAAUCAUAUCGAAGGAUGAGUGUUCUAUAAGUGCCAUUUAUAGUCUUGGAUUUCAAGGUAAAAUUAGGGUCAUUGCUAAAGAUGUAGAUACUCCCUCAAACAAUCCUGAUGCCCCGGUUGUCUCUUUUCAUGGGCCCAUUGACUUAUCUGAUGUGUUACUAAAUCGUCAAUUUAUCCAUGUAUCGACCAUCAAUAAGAUUUACUUCGGACUCGCCUGGUACCAAGGCUACCUGACUGUAUUCCGAAACGACGUCCAUAAUACAUGGCGCCCAAUCUCUAGUCACUCACGAGAUUUAGGGCAGAGUCGUCAAGUCAUUAAAUUCCUCGUCGCUACCAUUCCAGGCGUUCGUCUCAUCAUAAACAAAUUAGACACGAGUCAAAAACAUGGUGUUCCAGGACCAGAGAUGAGACAGCUUUAUGAGAAUAGUGAAAUCAAUGUCAAGAAUCCCAGCAUAUCGAAUCUAAUCGAUGUCCUUGGUCGGCAGGAAAAUAGGUUACAAGCUUCCUAUGCAAUUGGCUUCCUGGGAUCAGCAAUAUAG
Blumeria graminis f. sp. triticale is the source of this 924-nucleotide messenger RNA. The record is from the annotation of a GenBank genome assembly. NCBI's taxonomy places the organism in Eukaryota, Fungi, Ascomycota, Leotiomycetes, Helotiales, Erysiphaceae.